This is a messenger RNA of Drosophila willistoni, 1143 nucleotides long. Its product is annotated as zinc finger protein 253. The transcript is spliced from 4 exons. Gene Ontology annotation, biological process: regulation of transcription by RNA polymerase II. Lineage: Eukaryota; Metazoa; Arthropoda; Insecta; Diptera; Drosophilidae. The coding region runs from base 68 to 979 and encodes 303 amino acids. Gene Ontology annotation, cellular component: nucleus. Gene Ontology annotation, molecular function: zinc ion binding; DNA-binding transcription factor activity; RNA polymerase II cis-regulatory region sequence-specific DNA binding. The record is from RefSeq and is a predicted model, not a curated record.
UUCAAAUUUGUUUUUAAUUUGAAAAAAAAACUACUUCAAUUUUUUAUGGGACACCAAAUUAGUUCAAAUGAAUGAUUUAAAGAAUAUUUGCCGAAUUUGUUUUUUGCAUCCUAAGAAUGGGUCACUUUCGCCCGUAAAUGGUAAUUUUAUUCAGGAAAUGCUAUCACGAGCAGGCAUAAUGCUAAGUCACCCAGCUAAUUGCCAAUGGCCGGAAAGUGUCUGCAGUGAAUGUGUUGUUCUGAUAAGCGCAGCUUCUAGGCUUCGUAUGCUGUGCCAACAAGCUGACGAGCAUCUGCAAUUAAUGGAGAAAGCAGCCAUUGACAAUGCUAACGUGGAGGAUCAGUUGCAGGAACUAAAGAAAGACGAUGACAAACCGCCAAUGAUAGUCCUGAAUGGCAAAUGUGUGAACAUGAAAUUAAGCGGAGAGGAAAGGGGAAUCUAUAAAAUUAACUUGAAAAUGUCGAAGCCUACCCCAGAGGAAUCUUUUGAUUUUAUAUCAAUUUCCCCAUCAAACUCUUCAACUCCACUAACUUCUGACUGCUUUAAAUGUGAUAUUUGCAACAAUGUCUAUACAGAGAGGGUGAAAUUCACGGCCCAUCUAAAGAUACAUAGCCAGGACAAGCCCCACGAAUGCGAAAUCUGUCAUAAGCGAUUCCGCCAAACGCCGCAGCUAACACGGCACAUGAACUCGCACACGGGUCAAAGACCCUAUAAAUGCAAUUAUUGUGAUUCCAGUUUUGGUGACCCAUCGACACGCUAUAAGCAUCAAAGAAUCCAUACUAACGAGCGACCUUAUAAAUGCAUUUAUUGUGAUAAAUCGUUUAACUAUUCAAAUGUCUUAGAUGUCCAUCUUAAAACCCAUACAGGGGAGCGUCCAUAUAGCUGUGGCUAUUGUGGUCAAAGAUUUUCACAACUGCAUCAUAAGAAUUCCCAUGAAAAGGGUCAUUUCGAUAACAAGCCAGGUUGUUUUGAAGAAUGAACGUUUAAAUAAACAUUCAUCAUAUUGGCGUCUAGCUAAAUAUAAUUAAGAAUUUUAUUAUUGUUGAGAUUUAGUCAAAUUAUAUGCCGUAAAUAGACUGACAAAGAUCAGCUAUAAGUGAAGAAUCUUAAGCUAAUAAAACAAAUUUUUCUAUUCAUCUUAAA